Messenger RNA from Arachis duranensis, 3137 nucleotides. Its product is annotated as pentatricopeptide repeat-containing protein At1g20300, mitochondrial. The transcript is spliced from 3 exons. Bases 1432 to 3024 code for a protein of 530 amino acids. Gene Ontology annotation, molecular function: protein binding. NCBI's taxonomy places the organism in Eukaryota, Viridiplantae, Streptophyta, Magnoliopsida, Fabales, Fabaceae. The record is from RefSeq and is a predicted model, not a curated record.
GUUUGAUUAGUUGCUGUUAGUUGAUGAUAGGUGGUUAGGUUAGGAUGAUUUUCUUUAGAUUGUUAGGUUUUGAUUGUUGCUGAAAGUGUUUGGAGCUUGUUUGCAGUUUAUGAUGGAAUUGUUGUUUUGAUGUGAAACUGGGCUGAGAUGGUCUGAAGUCUGAACAUUGUUGCUUGUGUGGAAAUUUACUACUUUAUUGCAAAAUUGCUGAAAUUGUUGCUGAAACUAUUGAGAUUGUUUAAUCCUAUUAAUGCACUAUGUCGUAUCUGAUUUUGCUGCCAUAUGCUUACCGAAUCAAUUGGAUUGUGCGUACGAAUUGCUGUUUUGCAUUAUUUUCAUCAUGCUAUCAUGCUAUUCUUGAGUUUGAAUUGCAAUUUGUUUGGAUUGCUGAGAUAUUGUUGAGAUAUUGCUGCUGGGAUUAUUGUGUUUGAAUUGCAUUUUGAUUAAUUGAACUCCUCCACUUUGUUGUUGUUGACUUGUUGUUGUUGCUGCCAAGUUCUCCUCCAUCUAAGAAUCUCACCAAUAAUUGAACUUCCACUCAUCACCACACUAAACCCAGAAAAUGUUGCAAGAAUUAUUGACAGAAUUGCUCUCUUGGUAACCUGAAAUUGACCAUUCUAAUCUACUCAAGCCAGUUUUCUACUGCUACAAACUCUCAGAUUUUUUUCAUCUGAUUUUUAUCAGAUUCUAUUCCCAUUCUCUUUUAUAUCUUUUUAUACCUUAUAAAAAAAUGGGAAGCAUUAAGGGUGUUUCAAUUUCUAAUUUUCUAUAUAACCUUUAUCAUGUUCUCUUAGCAUAUUGAAUGGGGUUUAGCUGAGUUUCAAUCCAUUUUAGUUUCUGGGUACUCAACAUGCUAUUGUAAAGAUUGUAGUAUGUUUCUUUGGCUGUUGCUAAGCGGGUGCAAGAGGCUGCUUGUUCAGCUUUUGCAACACUUGAAGAGGUUCUGACUACAAUAUCUGUUUGUUUUCGCUUAAUGAAUCAUAUUCAGUUAUCCAAUUUACUUAAUUUUAUGUAUGGCCCACAUUUGGUUUACUUCAAACAGGAGGCUGCAGAAGAGUUGGCACCACGAUUAGAAAUUAUAUUGAAACACCUGAUGCUAGCGUUUGAGAAAUAUUAGGCUCUGCUCUGCGUCCGCCGAAGAUCUGCUGUCUUGCUGGCGGCUUGCUUUGCAACGGUGCAAUGUGGCGACGACCCCAAGUUGGAAACGUCCCCGAGUGUUUCUGGGUUUCUGCUUCUGCUGUAGAAUGAGCAGGUUUGCGAGAACUAUUGAUGCCGAGGGCGUUGCCAUUCUAAAGCGCCGCCAAUAACUCAACCAGGGAGCCGCUCUCAGUUAUCAUCAUCACUUCCCAAUUUCAAAAGUCAUCGGAGAAGUUUCUGUCACCUUGAAGUGCAAUAUUCAGUUCUCAGUGGCAGUGCGUGCCAUCCCUCUUCAUGGCCUUCAUCAAACAAAGGGUUAGAUUAUACAGCUCUCUUUCCCCACUCUCACUCUGCACUUUCAAACUCUAUUCUUCUUCUUCCGAAGCUUUGAUUUCAAAAGCUCAUGACACAGACGAAACCACAGAAACUGCCCAAACCACUAACCUGUCACCCCAAGAGACCAUUAUAGCAGAACAAUUUCACUCUCUCAUUAAAGACCACUACCGCAAGAACCCUAAUCCCAACGCCACCCCACCCACCCCCAAUUUCACCAUACCCGAUCUCAACAUCAGUUUUUCCAAAAUCUCCGCCACAGAAACUGUUUCCCCCGCCGUCACCCGCAAGGUUAUCGAGAAAUGCGGGGGUGUCCGCCAUGGCAUCCCCUUGCUCCAGUCUCUCGCGUUCUUCAACUGGGCCACCUCCCUCGAGGGCUUCCCUUCAUCCCCUGAGCCCUACAACGAGAUGAUCGACCUUGCCGGAAAGCUGAGGCAUUUCGAUUUGGCAUGGCAUUUGAUCAAUUUGAUGAAAGUUCGCAGAGUCAAAAUAACCAUCGACACGUUUUCUGUCCUUGUCCGACGAUACGUGAGGGCCGGAUUGGCUGCGGAGGCGGUUCACGCCUUUAACCGCAUGGAAGACUUUGGUUGCUUCCCUGAUAUUGUUGCAUUUUCAAUUGUGAUUAGUAGCUUAUGCAGGAAGAGAAGAGCAAUUGAAGCUCAAUCAUUUUUUGAUAGUCUUAAGGAUAGGUUUGAGCCUGAUGUUAUAGUGUAUACUAGUUUAGUUCAUGGUUGGUGCAGGGCUGGGAAUAUAGCGAAAGCCGAGGAGGUUUUCAGGGAUAUGAAACUGGCUGGAAUCAAGCCUAACACAUACACUUACAGCAUUGUGAUUGACUCACUGUGCCGGUGUGGUCAGAUUUCUCGUGCUCAUGAUGUUUUCUCAGAGAUGAUUGAUGCCGGCUGCGAUCCUAAUGCGGUUACUUUCAAUAGUCUCAUGCGAGUUCAUGUGAAAGCUGGAAGGACUGAAAAGGUCUUGCAAGUUUACAAUCAGAUGAAGAGGCUGGAUUGUCCUGCUGAUACGAUUACUUAUAAUUUCCUAAUUGAGAGUCAUUGCAGGGAUGAGAAUCUUGAAGAAGCUGUGAAGGUUCUCAACUCAAUGGUUAAGAAAGGGGUUUCUCCUAACGCGUCAAGUUUCAAUUCAAUUUUUGGAUGCAUAGCUCAGUUACAUGAUGUUAAUGCUGCUCAUAGGAUGUAUGCUAGAAUGAAGGAGCUGAAGUGCCAGGCUAAUACAUUAACUUACAAUAUAUUGAUGAGAAUGUUCGCGGACUCAAAAUCAAUUGAUAUGGUUUUGAAAUUGAAGAAGGAGAUGGAUGAGAAUCAAGUUGAGCCCAAUGUGAAUACUUAUCGAAUUUUGAUUUCAAUGUAUUGUGAAAAGGGGCACUGGAACAAUGGCUACAAGUUUAUGAAGGAGAUGGUUGAAGAAAAAGGACUAAAACCUAAUCAAUCUGUUUAUGAAAUGGUUCUAGAGCUGUUGAGGAAAGCAGGGCAGCUUAAACUGCAUGAGGAUUUGGUGGAAAAGAUGGUUGCCAUGGGAUUUGUCUCUCGCCCUUUGUAGAAGUAGCUUCACUUGUCACAUCUUAGUUUAUAUUAAACUAUAAACUACUUGUAUUACCUGCUUAACUCAUAGUUUAGUUGGUUAAGAAAAUAGUUGGAGAGUUCUUUAUUUUA